CUUACAACAUCAGCUAGCCAUGAGGACCCGCAGCCUCCUCCUCCUCGCGGUCGCCGUCUGCGCCGCCGCCACCGCCGCCGCGCGCGGCGCCUCGGCGCUCAUCGUCGGGUCGUGGGACCCGAUCAGGGACAUCUACGACCCGCACGUCCAGGAGCUCGGGAGCUGGGCGGUGGCGGAGCACGUCAAGCAGGCGCCGGGCGACGCCGGGCUGACGUUCCGCAGGGUGACGAGCGGCGAGACGCAGGAGUUCGACGGCAUGAACUACCGCCUCGUCCUCCUCGCGGGGCGCGGCGGCGGCGACGACGGCUCCUACACGGCGCAGGUGCUGGAGCAGGACUGGAUCAACUCGCGCACGCUCGUCUCCUUCAUCCCGUCCAACUGAUCUGAUCUUUUCCUCUUUUUUUUUGAUGGUUUUUUAAUUACUGUAACUCCUGUGUGGACAGA
Molecule: messenger RNA, 444 nt
Organism: Oryza brachyantha (malo sina)
Lineage: Eukaryota; Viridiplantae; Streptophyta; Magnoliopsida; Poales; Poaceae
Product: putative cysteine proteinase inhibitor 7
Exons: 1
Coding region: 20-382 (120 amino acids)
Molecular function (GO): cysteine-type endopeptidase inhibitor activity
Source: RefSeq, a predicted model, not a curated record